CCGCUACUAUGUAUCUUCAAUGAUGCAUCAAUGCACGCCUUCGGAGCAUGUGCAUACCUGAGGUGGGAGACGGAGGAUGGAGAUUACAAGACAAGAUUUGUGGCAGCGAAAUCACGAGUGGCACCACUCAAGCCACUGACGGUUCCGCGCCUUGAACUUCAGGCUGCAGUUCUUGCCAGCCGACUGUACAAGACGAUAGUAGAGCAGCUGACGAUGGAGAUAGAUGAUGUCAUCCUCUUUACAGACAGUAUGAUAGCCCUCUCAUGGGUGAGGUCUAAGGCAAGGAACUUCAAGACGUUCAUUGCUACUAGGGUAGGAGAGAUCCAGAGCAACACAGACCCCAGCAAAUGGCGACAUAUCUCAGGAGUAGACAACAUAGCAGAUGUGUUGUCAAGAGGACUGAAGGCAAGUGAACUGAAUGGGUCAUGGCAACACGGUUCAGACUACCUACAACAGUCAAGAUCUGAUUGGCCUGAGGAAGUGAAGGUUCUUACGAAUCUACCUGACGUUGAGAAGGAGAGGCGUCAUGAGAAGACGGUUCUAGCUGUGGGUUUAAGUUGUGACCUAAUCGAUUAUGAGAGGUUCUCCAGCUGGAGGAAACUGGUCAGAGUCGCAACAUUGGUGUUAAAGUUUGUGAAGAAACUAAAGGCUAGACGGGGAAAGCAGGAGAAUGAGACCAGUAAAGGAAUGACUCCCGCAGAACUAGAGGAGGGAGAGAGGUACAUCAUCAGAGACGUACAGAAAGGCAUGGAAUCACGAAUCAAGAAGGGAGAACUGAAGUCCUUGAGUCCCUUCAUUGAUGACUAUAGAGUCAUUCGAGUAGGAGGCAGGAUAGAUAAAGCGAUGACAUCAUUCGAGCACAAGCAUCCUGCUCUUCUUCCGUAUGGACAUCAUGUUUCCAAGUUGAUUACUCGUCAUGUUCAUGAGAUGAGUCAUAGUGGAGUAGCUGCAACCAUGGCAAAGAUAAGGCUAAAGUACUGGAUUCUACGGGGCCAUAAACUUAUCAAAACGCUCAAGUACAGGUGUACUAAAUGCAGAGCUUUUCUGCAAAAAACUGAGACCCAAGAAAUGGCCCAGCUACCUAGGGAGAGAUUAGCUCCGAAUACACCACCGUUCCACUUCACUUCGUGCGAUUACUUCGGGCCACUAACCGUGCGAGUGGGACGCAACAAGACGUCGAAGCAUUACGGAGUCAUCUUUACUUGCUUGAACACAAGGGCCGUUCAUCUCGAGCUGGCAGUAGAUUGCAGUGCCAUGGAGUUUAUGCAGGUACUGCGGCGUUUUUUCGCUGUGAGAGGACAACCGGCCAGCAUCCUAAGCGACAACGGCACUCAGUUUGUUGGUACUGAACGGGAGUUAAGGAAGAUGACUGAGGGACUGUCCAACGAAGAACUUCAGGACUUUUGUGCUGAGAGAGGUACCGUAUGGAGAUUUACCACUCCAGGAGCACCACAUCAGAACGGCUGUGCGGAGGCUUUAGUCAAAAGCUGCAAACAUGCUUUGAAGAAGGCAAUUGGGGAGCAAGUGUUGGCACCAUUUGAGCUUUUAACUUGUCUGGCUGAGGUGGCGAAUCUGGUCAACCAGAGACCAAUUGGCAGGCUGUCGACCGAUCCAGAUGAUGGCGGAUACAUCUCACCGAAUGACAUGCUUCUGGGACGAGCAUCAGGGAACGUAGCGCAAGGUCCAUUCUUGGAAACGCGAAAUCCGAGGCACAGAGUAGAACUGGUUCAGCGCAUCGUAGAUUCAUUCUGGCAACGCUGGACGCGGGACGUAUUGCCACUGUUAACUCCUAGAAGAAAAUGGAAUGUGCAUCGACGUAAUGUACGCGUUGAUGAUAUCGUUAUGUUCGCAGACGCGAACUCUGUGCGUAGCAAGUGGACAAUUGCUCGCAUAAUCGAGGUGUUUCCGGGUGAUGACGGUAAAGUACGGAACGUGAAAGUAAAGACUAUGAACUCUGAGUACCGUCGCCCGAUCACGAAGAUUGCUGUAAUCUAUCCCGCAGAAGGUUACGAAGAUUAGGUUACACAAGAACUUUAAGUUUGAAACAUUGUAAACUUAAGAACAGAUUAAUCUUUGCAAAUUUUUUUUUUGGAUGUAAGAUUUUCUUCAUUUAUAUCAUGAGGACAAAUUCCCUCAUUGGGUGGGGAGGAUGUUUUGGUAUGAAAUUGUUGUUUUUCAUAUUAUUAAGGAAAUUCAAUCGUUGCGAAGGUAUUUAUUUUGAGAUCGUUUUUUUCCCGUUACUUUUGUAAGCUCAAACAGUUAGAGUCGUAUUUUCUUUGGAUUUUUCUUUCUGAAGAUACCGUAGCAAUUUCUUUCACGGUGGUUUUAGUACGGCAUGUUCAGUUGUCACUCACUUUCAUUUCAACACGUUGACAGGAAGGAAUUGUCAGCUCGUCGUCAUUUGCUCAUUUUCAGCAUGUUAAUUUGUGUCCCGCCACAGAAAUUGAAUAAAUACCUACACCAGUAGGAACUAUACAUUCUAACGGGCACAUCUCGGCUUGUUCACUGAUCCAAACAUUAGGUC
Strongylocentrotus purpuratus (purple sea urchin) is the source of this 2524-nucleotide messenger RNA. RefSeq lists its product as uncharacterized. The record is from RefSeq and is a predicted model, not a curated record. Lineage: Eukaryota; Metazoa; Echinodermata; Echinoidea; Camarodonta; Strongylocentrotidae. The coding region runs from base 31 to 2019 and encodes 662 amino acids. Gene Ontology annotation, molecular function: nucleic acid binding. The transcript is spliced from 2 exons. Gene Ontology annotation, biological process: DNA integration.